AUGGUGGCAACAGGAUGUGAUGGCUGUCAAGCAGGACUUCAGCCUUCAUUAGCAAGCCGCUUAGCCGGCAUAUCUGCGAUCGCUAUACUGAGAGAGGGCCGACAUCUUUUCCCCAUGGAGUGUCUCCGCCUGACGUCCGUUUCGGGCGCCGCAUGCGGCAGGCUGCAGGCUGCGGCGGCGGCGGCCGUCGCUCUCAGGACGGCGCCCAACUCUGACGAGCUCCUCGCCCACCUACUCCUUCAUGGCAGAAACCUGGUGUUGGACAACACUGACAUUCAGCAACCAGAUGAUGAUGAUGCUGAAGCUCAUUUCUUCCUUCCCAAUGCCAAUUUGAAAGAACUUGCUGAGAAAAAUGUCAAUGUACACCGACCUCUUUCUGAUCUUCACCAUGAAAUGGAUGAUUUCUAUCCAGGUUGCUCUGUGAUGCCCAGCCAGAGUAUUAUUGACAAGAAUCACAAUGUCAUAGUUACUCUGGAUCACUCUCAGCAAUCAAAUGCUAAUCCCUCCGGUAAAAAAUGUGUGAUAAUUACGAGCAGACGUUUCACUUCCCCUGUUUCUGCUGCUGACACAACUGCGGAAGCUCAACUUUCCAAUGAUUCUCCAGAUGUGCAGAUUACAGAUGAAAGGAAGAUCAACGUGAGUUGCAGUCAAUUGUGUAAAAAUAUCGAUGGUGCUUCUAAUAGCAUUAUCAGUUCUGCAAAGCCUCGUGACAAUCGCUCUUCCGAUUAUAUCCCCGCAUCCAAAGUUCAGUAUGUAAUCAAGGUUAGCACUAGUUCUUCUAGAAGAAAGAAAACACCUCAUGAUCCGAGAAGAGUUCUUCUCCCGUCCAAUCCUCCUUCUGUCCCUGAAACAAAUCGAUUUCCAGUCUCUGCUCUUGAGAGGAGAUAUUAUGCGGCGUUUUGCAGACUUGCACGGAGUGAAAGAUAUCAGUGCAUGACUGCCAUUAUAUAUCGCAAAGUCCGCUGCUCCUACCUCUCUCUUGGUCAGUCAUUGAUGCCAGGGGGUCAUGUCAAUAACUUUCUGAUUUCUGUUUUCUGCCGGAAAUUGUUUGAUGAUUGCCAUCCAUCGGUUUCUAAAAAACAUUACUUCUUUUCUUAUAUUGGGGAAAACAUUCUAAAAUACAAUAAUAAAGAUCAAUUUAAACUCAUACAAAAUACUUUUAAAGGUGCAAGUCUAGUAAAGAAAAUUGAUGCAUGUGAACUGCUAUUCUUUCCUAUAUGCCAUUGCAAGCACUGGUUUUUAUUUGUUGUCGACCUGCAAAACCAUCAAUUUGUAUUUAUGGAUUCCUUGUUCCGUAAGAAGUCUCGUUACCAAGUUGUCGUCAGUGAGAUGCUUGUUGGUAAUUUUAAACAUUUGUGGAAGGAGAUAGUUGAUCCAGAGUAUAGCUUCGAUAAUUUCAGAAUUGUCUAUCCUGCUAUGCCAAGACAAGGAAACGGGAAUGAUUGCGGUGUCUUUGUCAUGAAAUGUAUGGAAAUCUGGACUCCUAGAGUUGUUCUUCAUGAUUACUUCUCAAGAGUCAACAUUCCAAAUAUAAGGAUACAAUAUGCGAAUCAGCUGUUCUUCAGUUCAAAGAAUACCGCUGAUAAGUCUCUGGUAACACAUCUCCUUCGAGAGGGCAAAUUUCAUCUUGUCAGAAAGAGUGUAACUUCAGAGUCCAACGCGUCUCAGUAA
This is a messenger RNA of Triticum turgidum subsp. durum (durum wheat), 1671 nucleotides long. Lineage: Eukaryota; Viridiplantae; Streptophyta; Magnoliopsida; Poales; Poaceae. The record is from the annotation of a GenBank genome assembly.